CGGCCAUUUAAAACAGCUGAGGUGAUUAUCAGAAAUGCAGUCGUGCAAUUUUCUAAGAGGAGUUGUAAAUUUUGCAUCAACGCUUCCAAACGUGCGAUCAUUUUCCCGGACACUUGGAGCCAUGGUUAAGGUUGGAGAUAAACUUCCAUCAGUCGAUCUUUUCGAGGAUUCGCCUGCCAAUAAAAUCAACUCUGCCGAGCUUGUAAAUGGCAAGAAGGUGAUAAUUUUCGGUGUACCCGGUGCCUUCACACCAGGCUGCUCAAAGACGCACUUGCCUGGUUAUGUUAGCACUGCAGAUGCUUUGAAAGCUGAGCAGGGAGUGGAUGAAAUCGUUUGCGUCUCCGUCAACGAUCCAUUUGUGAUGUCUGCCUGGGGCAAGGAACACGGCGCUGGCGGCAAGGUGCGCAUGCUUGCUGAUCCAGCUGCUGCCUUUGCUAAGGCUUUAGAUGUAAGCCUUGAUCUUCCACCGCUGGGCGGUGUGCGUUCUAAGCGCUUCUCCAUGGUCAUAGAAAAUGGCGAGGUCAAGGAGCUAAAUGUGGAGCCUGAUGGCACUGGACUCAGUUGCUCGCUGGCCAACAACAUUGGCAAGAAGUAGGCUUCCCUAUAAACAACUUGAAUUGCUUUUAGCAGCACAAUCGCAUGUUAAUUAGUGCCAGAUAUCAGAUUUUCAAUUAUAUAUUUGGAAAAUGCCUAUAUGUAGUACAUACAAUAUAUGAAAUUAGAAAAUGAAAAACUAAA
This is a messenger RNA of Drosophila busckii, 738 nucleotides long. RefSeq names its product peroxiredoxin-5, mitochondrial (gene Prx5). Gene Ontology annotation, molecular function: thioredoxin peroxidase activity. Bases 35 to 595 code for a protein of 186 amino acids. Gene Ontology annotation, biological process: hydrogen peroxide catabolic process; cellular response to oxidative stress; cell redox homeostasis. The record is from RefSeq and is a predicted model, not a curated record. Gene Ontology annotation, cellular component: peroxisome; cytoplasm; mitochondrion. NCBI's taxonomy places the organism in Eukaryota, Metazoa, Arthropoda, Insecta, Diptera, Drosophilidae. The transcript is spliced from 3 exons.